This is a messenger RNA of Dentiscutata erythropus, 434 nucleotides long. The record is from the annotation of a GenBank genome assembly. NCBI's taxonomy places the organism in Eukaryota, Fungi, Glomeromycota, Glomeromycetes, Diversisporales, Gigasporaceae.
AAAAUAUUGAUUCAAAUUCAAUUUAUGAAUUUCAAUACUUAAAAACUACAAAAAUGAAUGAUAGUAUGAAUAAAAUAAGUAUGUUGAAUGAUACGAUUACAAUUAUCAAAGAGCAACUUAAAAAUAUUCGUGAUUCAGUCGAAGAAGGUAUUAGUCUUUCAGAAGAAAAUAUAGAUAUUGAUGAAAAUAUUCAGCAAAAAAUAAAUGAUGACAUAAAUGGAGAUUGUAAUGAGUUUGAAAUUCUUUAUUUAAAUCCUAUCCGUAACAAAGAAAAAAUCUUGUUGGAAGAAAUUGAGAAAUUUAGUAUUCAAUUAUGUGGUACCUAUGAAAUCGGAGUAAAAGGAAUUCCUUAUUUACUAAAAAAUAAACCAAAAUUUCCAGGUCGACUUGGUCGACUUCCAAAUUUAAUUCCGGGCAAAAUUGGGUACAAUUAA